Gigantopelta aegis is the source of this 1658-nucleotide messenger RNA. Its product is annotated as transcription factor LBX1-like. The record is from RefSeq and is a predicted model, not a curated record. Gene Ontology annotation, biological process: regulation of DNA-templated transcription. The coding region runs from base 741 to 1610 and encodes 289 amino acids. Gene Ontology annotation, molecular function: DNA binding; DNA-binding transcription factor activity, RNA polymerase II-specific. NCBI's taxonomy places the organism in Eukaryota, Metazoa, Mollusca, Gastropoda, Neomphalida, Peltospiridae. The transcript is spliced from 2 exons.
CAGGCCACAAUCGAGGCGACCUGCGAUGUUUACAUAUAAAGAAGUAGGUUGUCGUAGAGACCGAAAACAUCUUCACGAUUCAAUAUAAGUGGGACUAGGUGUGACUCGGAAGAGGUGACACGUUUAAGAAUAUUAGUGUUAACUUUUCCAACAUUUAGCGGGGACCGUUCCGCCGCGUGAAACACAGCCAAUGUAGCAGAUAGGAGGUGCUUCAUUAUUUUCGCAUUUUAACCAGAUACGUUUUGAUGAUUGGGCGAACCCUGUGUGGACCAUCUGGGCCAGAUUGACUUUGACACCUCUGUGAGGGGGUACGGAACGAAAUCCAACAUGUGGUCCGUGAUCUGGGCUAAUUGGUGUCUGUAAAUCUACCAGGAUACGACCGAGUGUUCACACUCCCCCAAACACUGUGUUCGUAUUGGAGAUAUCUUAUUCCGAUGGAGAACAAGUCGGAUUAUUUACGCAGCUAUAAAAUAUGAAAUCGUUUAUCCAAUAACACUUGCUUGACAGAAAGGACUAGCGGAAAGAACAGCGAUACGAGAGUGGAGAAAAAUUAAAGAAAGAAGAGAUUAUUACAACAUUUUGUAUAUAAUACGAUAAAUGGAACUAAAAAACGCCAAAAUUACGAAAUCACCAAUCAAAGACAAAGACAGAAAGUAAUUCUGAAUUUUUGGAAUACAAUUUGACAGUUAAAAGCAUUUGCGGCUAGGUGAGCGGUUUGGAGUGUAAGCGUGAAAGCGGCAAUGUCGACAUCGAGCGGGGUAUCCGACUCCGAGGAUAGCUGCCACACGGAGUACGAGCCCAUCCACCGCCUGGCCAUGAUCCGGGUACAUCCACCCCGCAACCCCAACAAGCCGUUCACGUCGUUCAGCAUCAGUGACAUCCUCGCCAACUCCACGACGCAGCCACACAAUACCUACGCCGCCAACGGCGCCAAAAUCGUCCGCCCAUGGGCGUCCGGGAUCGACAGGGACAGCGACAACUCCUCCGACGGCGACGAGGAGAUAAACGUCGACGACGAUGAUGACGACGAACCGCCGCCGUCGUCGUUGAAGUCGAUGGGGUUGGUGUCGCCGCUGGACGCGUUGAUGGAGAUGGCGAACAAGACGUUUGAAGGGCUCGAGUCGUCAGAAUCAGCAGAUGCCAAACGAAGAGAUCAGGCGGCUUUGUUUAGCAAACACCAGCCUCCAAAGAAGAGAAGAAAAUCGAGAACGGCCUUUACGAACCAACAGAUAUACGAGCUGGAGAAACGCUUUCUCUACCAGAAAUAUUUAACUCCCGCCGACAGAGACGAAAUUGCUCUAAAACUCGGACUUACGAACGCUCAGGUGAUCACGUGGUUUCAAAAUCGUAGAGCGAAGUUAAAACGAGAUCUCGAAGAGUUAAAAAAUGACGUCACAGCUGCGAAAACUACUCCAGUGACGCUUACCUCCAAAUAUGGAGCGAUUGAACUCGAAAUGUUAAAAGCGGAAGGACGUAAACACGCCGGAAGUGACGUUUCCACUGUCAGCCAAUCGUUUUCAAGCCCAGAACAAUCUCCAGCCAAUAGUCCGUCGCGAUCAAACGAGCCAAUGGAGAGUAACGACACAGAAAAACAUGAUUCUAAAACAUGAAUGUUGGGGUCUGGAUCCCGAUCGUGAAAAGUUAGAGCAAAACAAACA